Messenger RNA from Hyaloscypha bicolor E, 1678 nucleotides. RefSeq lists its product as uncharacterized. The record is from RefSeq and is a predicted model, not a curated record. Bases 1 to 1605 code for a protein of 534 amino acids. The transcript is spliced from 3 exons. NCBI's taxonomy places the organism in Eukaryota, Fungi, Ascomycota, Leotiomycetes, Helotiales, Hyaloscyphaceae.
AUGGCGCUGGAAAAUGCGGCAGAAUUAAGCUUAUCGGAUCUGAAACCUUACGUUCGAUCCAUCUGUCCGGAGACAGUUCGAACGGCUGAAGGCAAAAUCCCCCUCACCGUCUCACUGCACAGUGCACUGCAAAGCGUUAGAGAUAAAGAGCACCCAGCUAUGCUGUGGGCGGAUGCAAUCUGCAUUGACCAGGACAAGAAACUCGAAAAGAGUAUUCAAAUACGCUUGAUGCGGACCAUCUUCCAGUCUGCUGAAGGAGUCAUUGCUUGGCUUGGUGAAGAAAUACACAACAGCCACCAGGCUAUUGAGGAACUUUUAAAGAUCAGGGUGAUAUCUUUGAAGCCACAUAUCUGGCCCGAAGGUUUGCCAGCUAUCCCAGUGUCCUGGGGCGGCAGAGACAUUCCUAGCUUGCGCGAUAGUACCUGGAAAGAUAUUGAUCUGUUACUGAGCCGGAAUUGGUUCAGACGCUCCUGGAUUGUCCAAGAGCUUAUUCUUGCCUCAAAUAUUAUGCUGCAAUCAGAGGUGCAAAUCAAUUCAGAUCAAGGCCAUGUCCUCACCCACGGUGAUCCGGCAUAUGCACUUGGACUCACGAGAGAGUCUAGAAUCAAGUUCAAUGACGCUAUAUUUGGCCGUAAAUACCAUUUGCUGGAAUUUCUGGACCUUUUCGCAUAUACACAGGCUUCAGAGGAGCGUGAUAAGAUAUUUGCUUUGCUCGGACUGGCUACAGACUGUUCUGGAGAAGUAUUUGACCCAGACUACGGGUCUCCACUGGAGGAUGUCGUUUGUCGAUACGCCAGCGAGUUUGUGCGCAGAGGACGAGCACUUGAUCUAUUACACAGGGCUGGAACUUCUAAGGCAUACCCCUUCUGUUCGUGGAUCCCGUUCUGGACUCGUGGAAAUUUCCCCCAGGCGGUCUCUUCCUGGCGGGGUAAGAGAGAGGAAAUUUCUCUGCAGGAGGAAAGCUUUGUACUAUCAGUGCGUGGCUUUUCUUUCGACACCAUUUUACGAAUGAACGAUAUAAGAACUGAUAGAAAGGAUAUUGUCUCGUUUGUUAACUCUAUCUACUCUUUGGUGGAGCCAUUGAAGUCCUAUCCCACCGGCGAAUCUCGUCACGAUCUAAAGUGGAAGCUACCCAUCGGUAAUGCAGGUAGACCGUACUUUGAACCGCCAAAUCAAUAUCUCAUUCCUCGGGACAUAAUAGCAGGAGACACCACACUGGGAGACUGGCCGCCUGACUUGGGAAAGAACAUAUCCAUGAUCAGCUCAAAGCAGGAUAUAAUAAACUUCUGCAAGAAGCCCCAUAACCUGCGAGAACUGACAUGGAAUUAUUGGAACACGGCUGCUGCAUUCGCCAAGAGGAUUUCGAAUGGUACAUUUUGCAUAACGAAGAUGGGGUAUGUUGGCAUAGUGCCUGGUGAUUCACGAGUCGGUGAUGAAGUGUGUGUUUUGGGUGGAGCUGCAGUGCCAUUUGUGCUUCGGAAAAACCAAGCAACAGAGGAGGAGACAGAGUACCAACUGAUUGGCGAAGGCUAUAUUCACGGAAUCAUGUGUGGCGAGGCACUUGGCUUCAAACAUACCCCAGAGCUGGAUUUUCAUAUGGUUUAGGCGUCAGGAUGGAGAGAAAGAUUCUCUGCAGCUUCUUCAUAACAAUAGCUUCCUUCAAGCUUUUGAAACUGUG